Anarrhichthys ocellatus (wolf-eel) is the source of this 2763-nucleotide messenger RNA. RefSeq names its product purine-rich element binding protein Bb (gene purbb). Gene Ontology annotation, cellular component: nucleus. Gene Ontology annotation, molecular function: RNA polymerase II transcription regulatory region sequence-specific DNA binding; purine-rich negative regulatory element binding; DNA-binding transcription factor activity, RNA polymerase II-specific. The record is from RefSeq and is a predicted model, not a curated record. NCBI's taxonomy places the organism in Eukaryota, Metazoa, Chordata, Actinopteri, Perciformes, Anarhichadidae. Gene Ontology annotation, biological process: regulation of transcription by RNA polymerase II.
GGCGGCAGAAGCCGAAUGGUGGAGCUGAAGAUGGCGGAUGGCGACAGCGGGAGUGAGCGUGGAGGCGGUGGCGGUGGUGGUUUCCAGCAUUUCCAGAGGGACCAGGAGACCCAGGAGCUUGCGUCCAAGCGCCUCGACAUCCAAAACAAGCGCUUCUACCUGGACGUGAAGCAGAACAGCAAAGGCCGGUUCAUCAAAAUUGCCGAGGUGGGAGCCGGCGGCUCCAAGAGCCGGCUGACCCUCUCCCUAUCGGUGGCGGCGGAGUUCCGCGACUACCUCGGGGACUUCAUCGAGCACUACGCGCAGCUGGGGCCUAGCAGCCCGGAGCAGAUCGCCCAGAGCACCGCGGGUGAGGACGGCGGUCCUCGGCGAGCUCUUAAAAGCGAGUUCCUCGUCCGGGAGAACCGCAAGUACUACCUGGACUUGAAGGAGAACCAGCGCGGGAGGUUCCUCCGGAUCCGGCAGACGGUAAAUCGAGGCCCCGGCUUCGGAGGCGUCGGAGGCCCAACGGGCGGCAUGUUGUCCGGACAGACCAUAGCGCUUCCGGCCCAGGGGCUCAUAGAGUUCAGAGACGCGCUGGCGAAGCUCAUAGACGACUACGGAGGAGACGACGAGGAGCUGGCCGCAGGAGGUGCGGCCUCCUGCAGCGAGCUACCCGAGGGCACCUCCAUCAUGGUGGACUCCAAGCGGUUCUUCUUCGACGUCGGCUCCAACAAAUACGGCGUGUUCCUGCGGGUCAGCGAGGUGAAGCCCAGCUACAGGAACUCCAUCACGGUGCCGCUGAAGGCCUGGGGCAAGUUCGGAGGAGCCUUCGGGAGAUACGCGGAGGAGAUGAAGGAGAUCCAGGAGAGGCAGAGGGAUAAAGUGUACGAGAGGAGGGACGAGGAGUCCGAGGGGGACGACGUGGAAGACGACUGAAGAUCUGAAGAUCUAAAGAUAACAGCUGGUAGUUGCAGACACAUCUGCAGUAUUUAGGGAGUAUUUUGUAAAUUCAAAGAUAUUCAGUUUACUGUCGCAGAGGAGCAAAGUAACCAGAAAAUAUUCACACUCAACAAGCUGAAAUUAAAGAAUUUUCCCUGAGAAAUUACUCAAACCGAUGAAUUGAUUAUCAAAAUAUUUGCAUAUUAAUUUAUAAUUUGACAACUAAACGAUUUAUUGACAAAUGGUUGCAGCUCAACUGUUCGUUGUGCAGCAUAUUAUUGUUCCUUUAGUCCAUAAAAAUACUUUCAAAUGGAGAAAAAAAAUCACCGUCAAAGAUUUCUAAAGUUAUUUAAGUUGCAUAUUUUACAAAGAUAUUCAGUUUAUAAUAAUGUAAAACAGAAAAAAAGCAUCAAAUCCUCCCAUUUGAGAAGAUGAAAACUGAUCUUUUGUUUCUGUUUUGAUUUAGAGAAUAAAGAAACCAGCUGUUGGUUACAGACACAUCUGCAGUCUAGAGGGUGUAUUUUACAUAAAAACAAGAAAAAUGACAAGUGCAUGACAAAUCGUGCUGUAAUAGCCUUCUAAAGUAAUGUGGCGUUAACAAAAAACACAAAAAAAUACAUGUGCGGGGGGAAUAUUUGGUGUUUUAUCCUAAACGUUCGUAGGGUUUGGAGUGAUCUCUGAGAAAGUAGAUGAAAUGUGUAAAAUGAGAGGAGGAAGAAAAGAGUGCUUUAUUGUUAAAAGAUGAAAUAAUAAAAGAGCGGAGAGGGAGAACCUACUAAAACCAGCAGAUUUGGUUUUUAUAACUUAGAAAUAAAGCCAAUGAAUGCUUUUCCUAUUUGCAACAUAGUUUAUAUUUAAACAAAGCGUGGAGGCGUGUUUUAAGAUGUUUCUUCCUCCAGUUUAAGGAGAGAUAACUAAAAAGCAUCCAUUGUGUUCCUGUUCCGGUCCAGGUCUCUCCUCGGGGCAGAUUGUGGGGUUUAUAUUACGUUGUUGUUGCAGCAGGUCGGUCAGAUGAGAACCUGAGAUACAUGUGUAGAACGCUGCUGUGGAUGUUUGGAUGCAGUUAAUCAAAAAAGAUUACCCAAAAUAUUAGAGGGGACGUUCAGAGGAUUAUCUUUUAAAGCCCAAACAACGACACGAGUGUGCAGACGUGAAGAACGUGAAGCUUUGACUCCAGAAGUCAACAACAGAGCGGGUCAGCUGGGUUUUAUGUUAUACAUAUACCAUCUUAGCCGUAUUUACAAAAAGCAUACCUUUCCAGUCGGAGUCAGAAGUUCCUGGCACCAGAGCAUCCCUGGUGUCUGAGAGCGAUGGCCAACAUGGUGGAGGGCUGUGUUUGGGUCCCCACCACCACCAAGGGGCCAACACCCAGACCUCCGUACAGGACUUCUCCCUCUGUGGCGCUACAAGGGUCCAAAUAUCUGGCGCUUUGGACGGGAGCUCCUCUGACCUUCGAGCUCUUCCAGACCGCUGUCCCAUCAUCCUCUCUCGGUCAGAGCUGGACAGACGGCCGUCUCAGCCCGACGUUAACGUCUUCCAUCACGUGAAGACGCUGGACAGAAACAUCGAUGGAUGUUUGUUUGUGUUGUUUUCAAAAAGAGAACUAUAUUAAAAAUGAGAUUCUACUUAUAGGAACAUAAAAAUAUUACCGCGCAAACCAGCAGAAGAUAUUUUGAAAUACGUAUAAAGGAAAAUGUAUUGUGUAAAGGAACUUCAAGUCUAAAAUAACAAUAAAAAGGUUAAUUUCUUAAAACAAAGUUGUGACCCAAACCUCCAGAUUCUUUUGUUUCUUCCUAGAGUGAAAGUAUAACACUUCCUUAAUUAAAACAACUUUAAAUGCAA